Acanthoscelides obtectus is the source of this 666-nucleotide messenger RNA. NCBI's taxonomy places the organism in Eukaryota, Metazoa, Arthropoda, Insecta, Coleoptera, Chrysomelidae. The record is from the annotation of a GenBank genome assembly.
AUGGAAGAUCUUUCUGAGGUGCAUCUUACAGAAUACAUUCCAACAAUUUACACCUCACCCCGAACUAUCUACUACACGCAAAAUGGUAAACAAAGAAAAUGGCACAUUAUGGCAGAACGCAAUGGUGUCGUGAUAGUGUUAUACAAUAGUACGAGGGAUGUUCUAAUAUUAGUCAAGCAAUUCAGAGCUUCAGCGUACAUCCAUCAAAUACCCGAAGAAGAACGAACGAAGAAACCUAUCGAUGUGAAGAAGUAUCCUCCAAAUUUGGGAAUCACUUACGAAUUCUGUGCCGGGCUUGAAGAUAAGAACAUAUCGACUGCUGAAACCGCCAGAGAAGAAAUUUUGGAGGAGUGUGGAUAUGAAGUUACACUGGACCAGCUAGAAAAGAUCGCAACUAUAAAGAAUUUGUCAGAAACUACUGGAGCUCGCAGCACUUUCUACUACUGCGAGGUGACCGAUGAGAUGAGGCUGAAUCACGGUGGUGGAAAUGAAGAAGAGGGGGAGAACAUAGAAGUUGUUGAGAUGCCCGUUGAAGAGGUCCUACGAUUUACCACGAAUAGAGAAUAUGUUCCAUGUCCUAUUAAUUUCAUGUUUGGGUUGUACUGGUUUUUGAAUAAUAAAUAUCAUACAAAGUAUGCCUCAUGCUAUUCAUUGUUUUUAGUAUAA